Messenger RNA from Trichomycterus rosablanca, 1958 nucleotides. RefSeq lists its product as uncharacterized. NCBI's taxonomy places the organism in Eukaryota, Metazoa, Chordata, Actinopteri, Siluriformes, Trichomycteridae. The transcript is spliced from 11 exons. The record is from RefSeq and is a predicted model, not a curated record. Gene Ontology annotation, molecular function: signaling receptor activity. Bases 1 to 1650 code for a protein of 549 amino acids.
AUGUCCAAGGACAUCUAUGAUGACGUGGGCAGCUUUCAGCUUUCUCAGAUGGAUACUGGAGAACGAGUGGAGAGGAUGGUAGAUAUUUAUGAAAGUGUGGAUGCUGUUAGAACUCAGACAACCGGCACAGACCCUGAAACACGAGCGCAUCAACCAGAUGUUCAUGUGAAAGAGGAGAAACAAACCAUCGAUUCUUUGAAAGCAAACAGCACUGCAGAAAAGCAGAACUUUUUGUCCAGUGACCAAAACCUGACUGAAGAGAGAAAACAGCUGGAGAGACGAUAUCAGAUUCUGAAGGAGGAGAAAGUCGAGAUAAUCAACAACUUUAAAAACCUGACUGAGAGAAACACAAAGUUACUGAGGACGUAUGAAGAUGUGUUGAAGAAGUUUGGUUGGAAGGAAUUUGGAACGAGUUAUUACUACAUCUCUACUGUGGUAAAGACCUGGGCUGAGAGCAGACAGUACUGCAGAGAGAGAGGAGCAGAUCUGGUGAUCAUCAACAGCAGAGAGGAACAGGAAUUUAUGAAGAAUUUAAAUAUUGACACCUGGAUCGGUCUAAGUGAUAAACUAUCAGAGGGGGGGUGGAAGUGGGUGGAUGGAUCAGCACUAACCACAGAGUUCUGGAUGAACGGUGAACCUAAUAAUGCCGGAAAUGAGGAUUGUGCUGUUUUAAAUGUCCUGUCUGGAGCGCCGAACAACUGGAACGAUGUUUCCUGCUCCAGCAGAAAUAAACUGAUCUGUGAAAUUCCACUGAAGUUGACUUGGAGAAUUCUGCGUAGUGUUGAAGGUUCAGUACAAACAGAGAGAAUCACAUUGAGAAUGUCAAACAUAAACUAUGAUAAUCUGGGCAUCAGUGAAAUGGACGUGGAAAAGAGGACAAUAAUAAAUGAAGCUAUUUAUAAUGAUGAAGACAUUUACAGAGGCCAAAAUACUGAAACAAAGAAGAAUUCAGGAUCCAGACGUUCCAGACUGGUAGCAGUGAGUUUGGGGCUGCUGUGUUUUUUCCUGCUGGUUACCAACAUAGUGCUGCUCAUCAGCUAUGUUCAUGUCAAAGAGGAUAAAGAUGGUCUGUCCCAAACUGUUGAUUUGUGGAACGCAUCCCUCACUUUAGAGAGAGAGAACCUCAAGUCCACUAUCCAAAACCUGAAUGAAGACAGACAGCAGCAAGAUAGACGUUACCAGAUCCUAAACGAAGAGAAAGAUGAGAUAAACAACAAGCUGAAACAGCUGACUGAGAGAAAAACACCAACAUGUGACGUGGUUAAUUCAGAAGAAUGGAGGAAAUUUGGAACGAGUUGUUACUACAUCUCUACUCGGUUAAAGAACUGGGCUGAGAGCAGACAGUACUGCAGAGAGAGAGGAGCAGAUCUGGUGAUCAUCAACAGCAGAGAGGAACAGGAAUUCAUAAAGAAUUUCAAAAUAGACGCCUGGAUCGGUCUAAGUGAUGAAGAAUCAGAGGGGGGGUGGAAGUGGGUGGAUGGAUCAGCACUAACCUCAGAGUACUGGGGUCCAGGUGAACCUAAUGACUAUGGGAAUAAGGAGGACUGUGCUGCUUCAGCUCACUGGAUUACCGAAUUCAACAACUGGAAUGAUGCUCCCUGCUUUCACAAUAAAGGAUGGAUCUGUGAACUCACACUGAUGAGCAUUUAAACCUAUAAUUUAGUACAAUAUCUUACUGUCAUUUGUAUGUUUGUUCUUCUUUAUUCCAUGUUUUCCGUUUGUAUUGUUUUCAGUUUGUAUUGUUUUCAGAAGCUAAAUGCUUUUAUUACACAGUAAUUGUUGUAUUGCACUAUGAUUAAUGUAAAUGCAGAAGGUAGAUUUGCUUGUAUAUCUUGUUUAGUUUGAUGAGUGGAUGUGUGUUUGGAUCUGAAAGUUUUCAUGUGAUACUUUAGUUACUCUGACAUUUAUUUAGACUUAACCUUUAAGUGAAUUAAUAUUAAAAUAAAAUAAUAAAAUAA